Myodes glareolus (Bank vole) is the source of this 2225-nucleotide messenger RNA. It is a transcript of the gene Nop58, whose product is annotated as NOP58 ribonucleoprotein. The record is from RefSeq and is a predicted model, not a curated record. NCBI's taxonomy places the organism in Eukaryota, Metazoa, Chordata, Mammalia, Rodentia, Cricetidae. Gene Ontology annotation, molecular function: snoRNA binding. Gene Ontology annotation, cellular component: small-subunit processome; box C/D methylation guide snoRNP complex.
CAUCCUUAGAGAAGGAGACUCGCACGCUGGCUGUUUCAUGAGGAGAGGCGUGGGACGCUUCUGCGGCGUGGUCUAGCGGCUCCGAGGGAGGCGAGCGUGUGUCCGCUCCCGUUUCCGAGGCCUAGCGGGCCGUCGGUGGCCGAGAGGUUCGGGGUUUGCAGCGGCGUGAGAGCUCGCGGCUAGCCGCGCCCCGGCCUCACCAUGUUGGUCCUGUUUGAAACGUCCGUUGGCUACGCCAUCUUUAAGGUUCUAAAUGAGAAGAAACUUCAAGAGGUUGAUAGUUUGUGGAAAGAAUUCGAAACUCCAGAAAAAGCAAAUAAAAUAGUAAAGCUAAAACAUUUUGAGAAAUUUCAGGAUACAGCAGAAGCAUUAGCAGCAUUCACAGCUCUGAUGGAGGGUAAAAUCAAUAAACAGCUGAAGAAAGUUCUGAAGAAAAUAGUAAAAGAAGCCCAUGAACCUCUGGCUGUGGCUGACGCUAAACUAGGAGGGGUGAUAAAGGAAAAACUGAAUCUCAGCUGUAUCCACAGUCCUGUUGUUAAUGAACUUAUGAGGGGAAUUAGAUCGCAAAUGGAUGGCUUGAUUCCCGGGGUGGAACCACGUGAGAUGGCAGCCAUGUGUCUUGGAUUAGCUCACAGCCUGUCUCGAUACAGAUUGAAAUUCAGUGCUGAUAAAGUAGACACAAUGAUUGUUCAGGCAAUUUCUUUGUUAGAUGACUUGGAUAAAGAACUAAACAACUACAUUAUGCGGUGUAGGGAGUGGUAUGGCUGGCACUUCCCUGAGUUAGGGAAAAUUAUUUCAGAUAAUUUGACAUACUGCAAGUGUUUACAGAAAGUUGGCGACAGGAAGAACUAUGCAUCUGCGACUCUCUCUGAAUUGCUGUCAGAGGAGGUAGAAGCAGAGGUGAAAGCAGCCGCAGAGAUAUCUAUGGGAACAGAGGUUUCCGAGGAAGAUAUCUGCAACAUUCUACAUCUGUGUACCCAGGUGAUUGAAAUUUCUGAGUAUAGAACUCAGCUAUAUGAGUAUCUGCAAAAUCGAAUGAUGGCCAUCGCACCCAAUGUUACAGUCAUGGUUGGGGAGUUGGUAGGAGCACGACUCAUUGCUCAUGCAGGUUCUCUUUUGAAUUUGGCCAAGCAUGCAGCUUCUACAGUUCAGAUUCUUGGCGCAGAAAAAGCACUUUUCAGGGCCCUCAAAUCUAGACGAGACACCCCUAAAUAUGGACUCAUUUAUCAUGCUUCCCUUGUAGGCCAGACAAGUCCCAAACAUAAAGGAAAGAUUUCUCGGAUGUUGGCAGCCAAAACUGUUUUAGCUAUCCGAUACGAUGCAUUUGGUGAAGAUUCCAGUUCUGCAAUGGGAGUUGAGAACAGAGCCAAAUUAGAGGCCAGAUUGAGAAUUUUGGAGGACAGAGGGAUAAGAAAAAUAAGUGGAACAGGAAAAGCAUUAGCAAAAGCAGAAAAGUACGAACACAAAAGUGAAGUGAAGACAUAUGAUCCCUCUGGUGACUCCACACUUCCCACUUGUUCUAAAAAACGAAAAAUAGAAGAGGUGGAUAAAGAGGAUGAAGUCACUGAAAAGAAAGCAAAAAAAGCCAAGAUUAAAAUUAAAGUGUUUAUUGUAUCUUCAGUGUAUUGUUUACUCACCUCUCACUGAAGGCCCACAAGACUAGCGUCCCUGUGCGUGUGUUGCGGGUGUACGCUUGUGUUUUCAGGGAUUAGAGGUAAGCAUUGAGUGUGUUCUGCUUUAGUUCUUGUGUUUGCUACAGGAUCUCACUAGUGCUGUGGUUGGUUGUCUGUCUAGAUUGAUUGGCCCACAGGUUCCAGGUUCUUGUCCCUCUGUGGGUUCACACACUUGCAGCGCUUGCCUGACUUCUUAUUGGGACUGGAGCAGAGCCAGGCUCAGGUCCUUAGACUUGUGCAGUGGGCACUUGGAAUUUUAUUACAAAAUCUAAACCUGCAAUUUAUUACAAAUUUUUAUUACAAAAUUUGUUUUCAGAAGCUCUCACUUCUUGACCUUUUUUAAUGUAAUUAACGCUUCCAGGUCAUCAGGCUGCAUAGAGAUUUAUUUUAUUGCUGACUUCUAUUAAGUAAUAGCUGAUCGUGAAAAAAAAAUACUUCUGAGCUUGGUCUAGAUUAUUUAUGGUUAAUAGUGUUAGGCAAUAAAAAUCAUAAUAAUAAACACUGAAGAGUUGACUAUAAUCAAAGAAAGAAAAAUAUUUUAGGGUUUGAGGU